AUGGGCAGUCAUGAGACAGAACCGGCCAUGGUUUGUAAGCGGACGCAGCAUGACCUGCAGUUCGCGCAUACCGAGGACAACGUACUUGUCAAGCGCAGGCGUGACAGCAGCGAAGACCAAGUGGUCGAGAGGAGGGAGCAGGCGACGUAUAUGAAGCAGAUACAAGGGUUGGAGAUGCAAGUCAUGACACUCACCGCCCAGAACAAGGAACUGGUGGCGUGCAUGAAGACAAUGCUGGAAAACCAGGAAAGGCAGCAGCAGAAACUGGACGAGAUGGGGCGGCAGCAGGGAUUCCUGAUCACGCAGACGAUGAGCUUGCGCCAGGGCUUCAUGGACAGGGAGGAUAGGGUCGUGGAAGCCAUCACACGCCCUACCGGUGAUUUCAUCAAAGCCGUGCGCCGAGCGGCUGCUCCCGUUCGAACGAAGCAGAGGAAGCCGCCCAACCCGGCGGAUUUCCCCGAGGAGCAAAACGCAACGCAGGAAGAGCUGCGCCUGGAGUGUAGGCCGCUGCCCGAAGCAAUGCAGGAGGCGCUCACGAAGCCGCACCGCACUGCACUGAACUUCACCCGCACCACGAAGACCAAGCUGACUCUCCAGACCUGGAAGAGCAUAGCCGGUCCGAUCGGCAAGGCGUUAAAGCAGUUGCGACUUGCAGACCCCGACUGCGAAAAGCCCCUGCGUUGGUCCAACGAGGGUCCACCUGUCCUGCGCUAUGUUUGGUCGCAGGACGAGCUUGAGAAGUACCUGCCACAGGUGCUUGACCAGAAAGUUACCAGUGCAAAAGCCAAGACACCCGAGACGUGGAGGCAGACAAUCGAGCGCAAGUGCCGAGAAGACCUGGAUCCCAUCACGUGGCCAUGGCCCAGUGGCAGCGGCAACCACUUCUUCCCAGUUGACACAUGA
Molecule: messenger RNA, 903 nt
Organism: Symbiodinium sp. CCMP2456
Lineage: Eukaryota; Dinophyceae; Suessiales; Symbiodiniaceae
Source: the annotation of a GenBank genome assembly